AUGGCAUUUAUUUCUAUUAUAUUUUACUUUGUGUUCUUAUCAUUCAUUGAUAAUAUUGCAUUAUCUUCCGAAAACGUAAAUCACGAAUUGCUUCUGCGGAGUAUUCUGUUUAAUGAGUCAACAUAUAGUUCUCAAGUAAUUCCACGACGAAACCUUACAGAAACUGUUCAGAUAAACUUGAAGUGGACCUUUGUAAGACUAGAAGGACUGUCAGAAAAAGACGCAAAACUUACACAGUCCAUACUAGCUGAUUUGACAUGGAAAGACGAGUAUUUAGUCUGGGAUCCAUCUGAAUACGGAGGAAAAUCGUAUAUCACUGCCUCAGGACAAGAGGUGUGGACACCUGAUUUCAGAAUAUUUAAUAAACUUGAAUCAAGUUUUUUGUCUGAUGGAAUGCAAGCUGAAAGAGUACUUGUUAAGUUCGAUGGAACAAUUAUGGCACAGCCCUCUGGAGACCUAAGUACAAUAUGUAAUGCAAACAUCGAAUUAUUUCCAGCAGAUUGCCAGAAAUGUAGUAUAGUCCUUGGAACGACCGCUGUCAAUCUGCGACAGAUGCUUGUUUGGGAUCAAGAUGAAUCAAUAAGCGGAUAUAAAGAACGUGAAGAUGAUCAUGCGUUUUGGAAAAUUUUGAAAGUAGAAAAAAAACCUGUGUUUUCGUCAACUAUUAUCUUUUAUAUUCAUAUGCAACGGUUGCCUUCCCAUUAUAUCUACAACAUAGUUUUUCCUGCCUGUGCCUUAUCCAUACUUGCCGUCUUAGCGUUCUUUAUUCCAAUAGAUGCAGGUGAACGUAUUAGCUUUGGAAUAACGAUAUUCCUAUCAUUUAUGGUUUUGAUGCUUCAAGUAAGCAGUGUUUUACCAGAAAACUCCAAAAGUAUUUCAGCUAUUGGAAAAUACUUUUUACAGUUAAUGUGCAGCAGUCUUGUAGCAGUAUUUAGUUCUGUUGUUCUAAGUUAUUACGACAGAAAACCGGAAAUAGAAACAUGCAAAUGUCGCAGGAAUUCUGUUCAUCCCAUAAUGGAAGAUAGUAUUAGUAAAGAUGACCAUGUUAUUGCCUUCAACGACAAUCACAUAGAAUGUAACGACGACAAAAAUAGGAUAUUUGUGAUUUCGAGGAACACUGUUACAUGGUGGAAGAUUAUAGGAUAUAAAAAGUUUAUAAAUUAUCUAAGACCUGUAAAGUUAUUUGAUUUAGUGACUUUGCUUGCCUGUUUAAUAGCUAGUAUUCAUGCACAUAUUGAAUUGUAUAACAUAAUGACUGAUACAAAAUGUUCUAGUGGGACAUAA
Mytilus trossulus (common blue mussel) is the source of this 1284-nucleotide messenger RNA. Its product is annotated as acetylcholine receptor subunit epsilon-like. The transcript has 6 exons. Bases 1 to 1284 code for a protein of 427 amino acids. Gene Ontology annotation, cellular component: neuron projection; plasma membrane; synapse. Lineage: Eukaryota; Metazoa; Mollusca; Bivalvia; Mytilida; Mytilidae. The record is from RefSeq and is a predicted model, not a curated record. Gene Ontology annotation, biological process: chemical synaptic transmission; signal transduction; monoatomic ion transmembrane transport. Gene Ontology annotation, molecular function: excitatory extracellular ligand-gated monoatomic ion channel activity; transmitter-gated monoatomic ion channel activity involved in regulation of postsynaptic membrane potential; transmembrane signaling receptor activity.